ACGUACAAUAUUUGUGAGAGGUGCAAUGGCGCAGGCAACCAAGGAGCCGUGCAAGAAAGAGGCCUGUGACAUUCAAGCUUGCCUCUCCAAGAACAACUUUCUUCCACAAAGUGGCACCAAACAAUGUUUGAAGAGAGACAAACCUGAGAUGGAAAAUAUGUGCCUUAAAGUCAUUGAGCUGCUGGAUUCCUGCUGUGCCAAAUGCAAUUAUAAUUCAACUCACUGCGCUUCCCUCUCCGGACUUUUGAAGCAAAAGCCUAAGGGAUAUAACGCUACUCAACCCAUUCAUUAAUUGAAGAGUGGUUGAGAUGAAUGAAAGAAGAAAUAUAAAUUAAAAAACAAAAAUGAAGGGCUACUGAAUGUUUAUUUCUUUUCUUUAAUUUCUUUCAAAUGUGAGUUAUGAACCGUUGACGUCAUCGAUGUACCUCGGUUACUGUUCUCUUCUUGCAUGCGUGGCAUGUAAUUAAGAUAUUAUAGAUUUUAGAUGUGUAUUUCAGAGAAAGCUGUAAUCAACAAUAAGAGUAGAAGCUAAUUCUUAGAAUUUGUGGUACCAAUCUUUUAUAUUUUUCAACAGUUUCUAUACCAAUUUAAUAUCCAAAUGUACUCGGUUCCUUGA
Vigna unguiculata (cowpea) is the source of this 616-nucleotide messenger RNA. RefSeq names its product Cox19 family protein (CHCH motif). The record is from RefSeq and is a predicted model, not a curated record. Lineage: Eukaryota; Viridiplantae; Streptophyta; Magnoliopsida; Fabales; Fabaceae.